Owenia fusiformis is the source of this 1907-nucleotide messenger RNA. NCBI's taxonomy places the organism in Eukaryota, Metazoa, Annelida, Polychaeta, Sabellida, Oweniidae. The record is from the annotation of a GenBank genome assembly.
AUUUUAAAGAAGAGCUUCCAAAAAUAAAGGAAGCAAUAGAUAAGGCAAGCUUUCUAGCAAUUGAUGCUGAAUUUACAGGAUUAAGCAAUGGACAGACUGAAUCAAUACACUCAUUUGACACGCCUGCAGAAAGAUACUUUAAACUGCGUAAGGCUGCCUCAGAAUUCCAAAUUGUGCAAUAUGGCCUUGCAGCAUUCCACUUUGAUGCUGACACAGAAAAAUAUGCAGUACAGACUUACAAUUUUUAUAUCUUCCCCCGUCCAUUUAGCAGACAAGCUCCAGAUGUUAGAUUUCUUUGCCAGAGUUCCAGUUUAGAUUUUCUUAUAUCACAAGGUUUAGAUUUCAACAAAGUCUUUAGGGAAGGAAUCUCAUAUUUAACACCAGCAGUAGAACAAGAUCUCAGGGAUAGUUUAGAGAAAAGGCAGAAGUCAUACAAACAGUUCUCCUCACCAGCCUUCACCACACCUGACAGUGGCACAUAUAAAAGUCCAGCAACAGUCCCAGAAGAGCACAAAGCUUUUAUAGAUGAUAUAUGCAAACAGGUUGAAGAGUUCACUAAAGAUAAAACCAAGGAAUCAAUCCAGUUAGACCCAUGUAAUGGCUAUCUCAGGAAACUUAUUUACCAAACUGUACAGCUCAGAUUCAAAAAUGAUGUCCACCUAGAAGCUAAAACUCUAGAAAAUAAACAAAGGUGUAUAGUGGUAGCCAGAGGUAAAAGUGAAAAUGAUCUCAAGCAGCUAGAAGAAGCGAAGAAAGAAGCUGAAUGGCAAGAGUUAGAGGAUGCAGUUGGCUUUUCUAAAGUUAUUAGACAUAUAUCUCAAUCAGGCAAGUUGGUGGUUGGCCAUAAUAUGUUCCUUGAUCUCUUACAUACUCUACACCACUUCUGUGCUCCACUUCCCGAGGAUUAUGAAGAGUUUAAGGCUAUGGUGAGCUGUGUUCUGCCAAGAAUCAUUGACACCAAACUUAUGGCAAACACACAGCCAUUCAAAGACAGAAUAGUCACAUCAGCCCUGGGUGAAUUGCAGACCAUACUUACAAUGCCCCCAUUCUCUAAGGUUCAUAUAGAGGCUGUCGAUGGUUUCCCUAACUAUGAAAAUAAUAGUGAUAGUCUCCAUGAGGCUGGUUACGAUGCUUACGUCACUGGACUCUGUUACAUUGGAAUGGCUAACUACUUAGGUUCCAUGUUAACCCCAGCAGUGAAGCAUGCCCUAACUAAACCUGAACUUACACAGCCAUUUUCAAACAGGAUAUUCUUGAUGCGAGUGCAUGACAUUCCUUAUAUGAACAUGAGUGGGGAGGAAGAAAAGCCGAACAGAGAUCAUGUAUUCCACAUUAGGUUUCCUAAGGAAUGGAAGACUGCCGACAUCGCUGCACUCUUUACACCAGUGGGAAAUGUGCAAGUCGUGUGGCUGAAUGACACAUCAGCGUUUGUUGCCUUGUAUAGAAAAGACCAAGCGCACCAUGUUCUAAAGAUGAUUAACAAGCCAGGUGAACAAUAUUACGUUAUGACCUAUGAGGCGUAUCAUGCAGGCCUACACACCAUGCCACCACCCUCUGCCUCUCGUAAACGUCGACCCCCAACAUCUGACGUGGACCUCCCUCCCAGGAAGAAGGCAAGCCCAAUACCAACGAUAACAAAAUUCAACCUUGACGCCUCGCCAUUUGUCUCUCGGAAAAUCACUCCUAUAAUGGAAGAAGAGGGCUGCAUUGGAUCUGAGGAAGUGUCAUUAGCUGAAAGUGAUACAUGUAAAAAAUUCCCUUCCUCCCCAGAAGAUUUAGGUGAACCUGUGUUGAAAAGGUCCAAAAUACUAAACAAUGUUUCAGAUAAGACAAAAAGUAACUCAGGAGAGAAGUUAUUUGAAGAAGAACCAUGUGACAAUGUAUAUGAAGUAUGCCAGCACAACUAG